This is a messenger RNA of Cinara cedri, 493 nucleotides long. The record is from the annotation of a GenBank genome assembly. Lineage: Eukaryota; Metazoa; Arthropoda; Insecta; Hemiptera; Aphididae.
AUGCAGAAAGUAUUAGAAGUGGAUAUCGAAACAGAUAAAAACCGAGUAAAAGUAUCUAGAAUGAUGGAUUUCAAUAUACCCGAAAACUUAGUAUCUGGAAAUAUAGCAGAGAAUUUUAAGUUAUUCAAGGAUGAAGUUAUAGUAUUCUUUGAAGCAACGGAAACAAUAGACAAACCUCAAAAACACAUGUACCAAGAUUACUCAAUUUACUCGGCGUGGAGGUAAUGAAGUUAUGGAACAUUUCAAAUUCUUUAUCAGAUAACAGGUGAUUCGCGAAAAAAUCUAUAAAUACUAUGCUGAACUAAGAGUAUUGGUUAAAACAUGUAAUUUUGGGAUUAUUAAAAACACGUUAUUAAGAAUGCAAAUUGUAUUGGGAACAGCUAAUAAGGAACUGCAAACCAGAUUGUUGAGAGAAGAACUAACCUUGAUCAAAGUAAUUCAAUUAUGUCAAGCAGUAGAACAGCAAACUAUUGAGGUUGAUGUAGUGAAAUGA